Molecule: messenger RNA, 1569 nt
Organism: Tyto alba (common barn owl)
Lineage: Eukaryota; Metazoa; Chordata; Aves; Strigiformes; Tytonidae
Product: basic proline-rich protein-like
Exons: 7
Source: RefSeq, a predicted model, not a curated record
CCUCGUCCUCGUCCUCCUACUUAUCCUCCCCCUCCUCGUCCCCCUCCUCGUCCUCAUCCACCUCAUCCUCCUCCUCCUCUUCCUCCUCCUCCUCCUCCUCCUUGUACUCCUCCUCGUCCUCCACCUCGUCCUCCUCCUCCUCCUCUUCCUCCUCAUCCUCCUCGUCCUCCUCCUAGUCCUCCUCCUCCUCCUUGUCCUCCUCUUCCUCCUCAUCCUCGUUCUCCUUGACCUCGUCCUCCUCCUUAUCCUCCUCCUCCUCCUCCUCCUCGUCCUCCUCCUCGUCCUCCUCCUCCUCCUCCUCGUCCUUGUCCUCGUCAUCCUCCUCAUCCUCCUCCUCCUCCUCCUCCUCCUCCUCGUCCUCCUCCUACUCUUCGUCUUCCUCCUCCUCCUCCUCAUCCUCCUCGUCCUCCUCCUCCUUCUCGUCCUCGUCCUCGUCCUCCUCCUCCUUGUCCUCCUUUUUCUCAUCCUCCUCCUCGUCCUCGUCCCCCUCCUCCUCCUCCUCCUCAUCCUCCUCGUCCUCCUCCUAGUCCUCCUCCUCCUCCUUGUCCUCCUCUUCCUCCUCAUCCUCGUUCUCCUUGACCUCGUCCUCCUCCUUAUCCUCCUCAUCCUCCUCGUCCUCCUCCUCGUCCUCCUCCUCCUCGUCCUCGUCCUCGUCAUCCUCCUCAUCCUCCUCCUCCUCCUCCUCCUCCUCCUCCUCCUUCUCCUCCUCCUCCUCCUCCUCCUCCUACUCCCCAUCCUCCUCGUCAUCCUCCUCCUCCUCCUAAUCGUUGUCCUCCUCCUCCUCGUUUUCCUCCUCCUCCUCCUCGUCCUCCUCCUCCUCCUCAUCCUCCUCCUCGUCCUCCUCCUUGUCCUCCGCCUCCUCCUCCUUGUCCUCCGCUUCCUCCUCCUCCUCGUUCUCCUUGACGUCCUCCUCCUCCUCCUCGUUCUCCUUUACGUCCUCCUCCUCCUCGUCCUCCGCCUCCUCAUCCUCAUCCUCCUCCUAGUCCUCCGCGUCCUCCUCGUUCUCUUCGUCCUCCUCCUCCUCCUCGUCCUCCUCCUCGUCCUCGUCCUCGUCCUCCUCCUUGUCCUCCUCCUUUUCCUCAUCCUCCUUCACCUCAUCCUCCUCCUUCUCCUCCUCGUCCCCAUGCUACUCAUCCUCGUCGCCCUCCUCCUCAUCCUCAUUCUCAUCCACCUCCUCCUCCUCAUCCUCAUCCUCGUCCCCCUCCUCCUCCUCUUCCUCGUCAUCAUCCUCCUCCUCGUCAUCCUCCUCCUCCUCGUUCUCCUCCUCCUCCUCCUUGUCCUCCACCUCCUCGUCCUCAUCCUCGUCCUCGUUUUCCUCCUCAUCGUUUUCCUCCUCCUCCUCCUCCUCCUCCUCCUCCUCCUCCUCAUCCUCAUCCUCCUCCUAGUCCUCCUCGUCCUCCUUGUCCUCCUCCUCCUCCUCAAACUCGUCCUUUUCCUCCUCCUUUUCCUCAUCCUCCUCGACCUCCUCCUCCUCCUUCUCCUCCUCGUCCCCAUCCUCCUCAUCCUCGUCCUCCUCAUCCUCCUCGUCCGCGUCCCCCUCCUCCUCCUCCUCUUCCCCAUCAUCCGCCU